AAUUACAUACUGUAAAAUAUAACUGUUAAUGUACGAUGCGAUGUUAAAAAUAAGUUAAACGAUUUGGUCUUAUUGAGGAAAUAGUGUGUCGUACGUUUGUGUCAAAAGAAAUGGCAUCUGGUAAGAGUACCAGAGAGGUUUUGUUGUCCCUCGUAGAUGACAUCGAACUAAUAGCGAGGGAAAUGAUAGAAAACACAAUUGCUCAAAAACCAUUGAAAUUAUCUAGCGAAGAGCAUGCUCAGUUAACUGAAUUGUUGAUUACUAAAGACAAUGAAUUAAAAGCGACGUUAAAUCGUGCAGCAGAACAAGCAAAGAUAAAUUUGAAGAUGGAAGCUCUCAAAGCUGAGGUUGAAAGGCAAGAUCAAGACAUUAGGCAAUUACAACGACAGUUGAAAGAAGCUGAGCAAAUAUUAGCCACAGCUAUUUAUCAAGCGAAACAAAAGUUACAAUCAAUUGCUCGUGCCAAUAAAAAGCCUGUACCAUCUGAGGAACUAAUUAAGUAUGCACAUAGAAUAAGUGCAUCGAAUGCUAUUUGCGCGCCAUUAACGUGGCAACAAGGAGAUCCUAGGAGACCAUAUCCCACAGAUAUCGAAAUGAGGUUAGGUUAUCUUGGACGAUUAAGCGACCUUCCGUUAAACGGUCAAAUGUUAGGAUCCCAUCCCGGAAUAUCGACGGAUCUACAUAGAACUGGACAUCCUGUGGGUGAACCACCAGUGUCGCAGGCUAAUCAGUUCGCGUGGCACCCGACCGGUGAAAUUCACAUGUCGGUGAGCGGACAAGGUAGCGUUGCCAUGAACACGCAUAAACAGGAAACGGAAGAUGUAGAAGUUAUGUCCACGGACUCGUCGAGUAGUUCGUCCAGUGAUUCGCAAUGAGUGCA
Molecule: messenger RNA, 880 nt
Organism: Dufourea novaeangliae
Lineage: Eukaryota; Metazoa; Arthropoda; Insecta; Hymenoptera; Halictidae
Gene: MED4
Product: mediator of RNA polymerase II transcription subunit 4
Exons: 4
Coding region: 111-875 (254 amino acids)
Biological process (GO): regulation of transcription by RNA polymerase II
Cellular component (GO): mediator complex; core mediator complex
Molecular function (GO): transcription coregulator activity
Source: RefSeq, a predicted model, not a curated record